AUGCCCGUCGUUGACACACUCAGACUGAAAACCAAGCUGUCGGACAGCGGCAUGCCUGAGACCCAGGCACAGGUUCUCGUUGAAGAACUCGAUGAGGUGCUGAGUACGGCAAUUGCCGCCCAGGUUGCAACUAAGGCGGACGUCGUUGAACUGCGCGCUGCGAUCAGCGCCAUCCAUGAGCGGUUCGAGCAGGUUGACAAACGCUUCGAGCAAAUUGAUAAACGCUUCGAGCAAAUUGAUAAACGCUUCGAUGACAUGAAUCAAAGCGUCAACCAACGCUUUGGCGAUCUGAACCAGAGCGUCAAUCAACGCUUCAACGAUCUGAAUCAGAGCGUCGCGCAAAUACGCUCCUGGUUAGUGGGUCUCUACUUCUUCAUUGCCUUCGGCUUUCUUGGGAUGAUUUUGAAGGACCUGAUCUUCAGGUAG
Geodia barretti is the source of this 426-nucleotide messenger RNA. The record is from the annotation of a GenBank genome assembly. NCBI's taxonomy places the organism in Eukaryota, Metazoa, Porifera, Demospongiae, Tetractinellida, Geodiidae.